Molecule: messenger RNA, 3082 nt
Organism: Vespa velutina
Lineage: Eukaryota; Metazoa; Arthropoda; Insecta; Hymenoptera; Vespidae
Product: transmembrane protein adipocyte-associated 1 homolog
Exons: 7
Coding region: 683-2557 (624 amino acids)
Biological process (GO): G protein-coupled receptor signaling pathway
Cellular component (GO): plasma membrane
Molecular function (GO): G protein-coupled receptor activity
Source: RefSeq, a predicted model, not a curated record
AUAUAUCGUGUGGGCUCGGAGUAAUACAUAACCAUGUACAUAUGUACAUAAUCCAUCUUUAGACUUGCAAUUAUAUUAUCGUCGUAAGAUAGUCAAUGUUUGAUUUAUUUCACAUUGGAAGUGUAAGUUUAAGUUUAGGAAGAAAGAGAGAGAAAGAGAGAGAAAGUGAGAAAGGGAGAGAGGAAAAGAGGAAGAGCGAGAGAGAGAAAGAGAGAGAGAGAGAGAAAUAGAUAGAGAGAAAUAGAUAGAGAAAAAGAACAAAUUAAUUGAUUUUUCAAAAGAAGAUAGUAUAACCAUGGUGUACUCUUCUGUAAUCUAAUGUCAUUGCAAAAGGACAAUUGCCCUUGGCCAUAGUAUGCAUUAAUUGAAAGAAGAUAAACGUAUAUAAACAGAAAGUGUAGGCGGGGGCGGGGAUUUUAUUAAGAAAAAGAAAAGGAAAAAAAAAAAAGAAAAAGUCCAAGUUUGUGGAUCCAAUCGUACGAAAAUUCGAAGAAGAAAUUUUUUUUCUAAUCUUUUAUCGCGAAUGGAAGAAAAAUGACGAUAUCUGUCGCAUGUUUAUGAAAACAUAAGACAUGGUUUGGAUGUAGUAUAUCCAAUACAUUGGCAAGUAUGUUUAAUGCAGAGCCUGAAUCUGUCUCUGAGGGUUGGCAUACAUACGAAUUACCUAGCACAAUGAUCCCUAAUGCAAGCUCUGGAAUGGACGACGAAGAUCAUUUUUGCAAGCUUAUAUUGUAUAAAGAGAUUAAGGAUUCCAGUAUUUUUCAGAGUUCGUAUAUGGGAUAUUAUAAUACUAGUGCCGAAUUUAUUAUUUCUUCUAUUUAUUGCUAUAAGAUUCAACAGAGCAAGGCUUAAAUUACGUGCAACGAGUAGUCCAAUAUUUUUAGCAUUUUAUGGACUUGUUAUUUGUAACGUCGUUAUAUCAGUAAUACGGUGUGUCGUAUCAAUGACAGUUAACGCUGCAGCUACCGUUGGUGGUAAAGCCGACAAAGUGCUUUGGGUUACGGUUAGAUUUUUUUUAUUAUCUACGGAGAUGAGUGUAGUAAUAUUUGGUUUAGCAUUCGGACAUUUGGAUAGUCGAUCGAGUAUUCGUAGAGUAUUACUCGCCACAUCUUUUAUCGCUUUAGCGUUUACUAUAACUCAAGGGACUUUAGAAUUAGUUUUACCAGAUGACACAUUCCAUAUUCCAAGUAGAGACUUUUAUGUAUUUGGCCAUGGUGGUAUGAUGUUUUGGUUUUGCAGCAGUCUCGUUUUUACUACGAUAUAUCUUUUUAUAUUGAUAUUACCGUGGACACGAUUAAGAGAACGUUUAGCACUUCCGACACGGAAAAGCUUUUACGUUUAUGCUGGCACAUUGGCCACAAUGGAUUUAGUACAAUCAAUUGGUGCAGGUUUUUUAACUUACACACAAAAUCCCGUUGGACUGUGCAUUGUAGAUUUUACUGCAGCAGUCUAUUUAACUCUCUUUACGCCAUUGGUAUAUCACACUUUCCUAUCAGAAUUCCUUGGAGUCUCGCAACCUUCUAUAAUGUUCUCUUACAAAGCACAAGUUGACGAUGCAAUGGACGAAGACACUGUAUCGCUUCCUCAUCAACAAAGUUUCUCAUCGUUAAAAACUGACAGCGAUUACAUCUAUCAGGUCCAUACUCCGUCUAUUCACAUGCCCCUGUAUGAUCCUCAGGCAUCAUCCACUGCAAUGCAUAGGACUUCUCUGUAUUCCUUAACAUCUGCGAAGGAUUCUAAAUAUAAUACUACUAAUCCUUAUGAAUCACAGGUCACAUUACAUAGAUCAUUUGGUAUUAAAAAUUUCGCUAGACGUUUUAGCGCAGAAAAAAGUAUAGAUGAUUUCGCACAUUAUCCUUUAACAAAGUCGGACAGUGUAAGCCAUAUUCAAAAGGGUUCAUUGGAUAUUAAAUUUUAUAAUCCGAUGUUAAAAAAUGAUUUAUCUUAUAAAAUUAAACUCGGCACAGCCAAGAGCGUCUCUAAUUUAAUAUCAUCCGCAAAUACCGCCAGUAAUUUUAUUUAUAAUCCUCGAACGAAUAGCAGCAAUUCGAAUCUUUUUUUUCCAACAAAAAAAAUUCAUUCGGAGAACGCUUUAACAGUUUUUACAUCCUUUGACAAAGAAUCAUCGAAUGAUAUAUCAGUUCGAAAGAACGAAGUAACUGAUAAAUAUUUCAAAUCUUUUUCUGAAAAAUCUUUAGAUAUUUUAGAUUCUCCUCUGUUAGGGGAUGAUAGAUCGCAGAAUAUAUUAAAUAAAGAUAGUUGUAUUAAAAGUAAAAGCGAAAUUAAAUUGGAGGAGGAUAAAGAUUUAGAAUCUAUUCAAGGACAAUCGGAUAACCGAUUGCUCGAUAUUUCGGAUAUUUCGAACGAAAAGAAAAAUCUAAUAUCAGAGACUAUUCCGUUUUCAACGGCUAACAUAAUCAAUAUUAAUUCCAAUGUUUCAAAUGAAAAAGAAUCUGCUGGUUUAAAUCAAUAUUUGUCAUCGUUAACGUCAACCAAAUGUGAGAAACUUAUUAAAAAGCAGUCUGAAUCUUUAUAUACGCAGACAGACUCUUUGUAAAUAACUUAUGUACUAACUUUUAGACGACUAUAUCAGGAUUUUAGUAUAUAGUUUGUAUAUAGUAGUAAAUAAUUUCAUGAUCAUAUAUAUAUAUAUAUAUAUAUAUAUAUAUAUAUGAUCAUAUAUAUAUAUAUAUAUAUAUGUAUAUAUAUAUAUAUAUAUAUAUAUAUAUAUUGAAAUAUCGUAGUAUAAUAGGUUAAUUGGUAAUUAAGUAUAAUAUUAAAAACUAUUAGUAUCAAUGAGAUGUCAAAUGCGUUCGAAAAUUUGUAUACACGUGUGCGUUAUGUAUGUGUGGGGGAUGCGCGUUUCUGUAGAUAUAUAUAUAUAUAUAGCAUGAUUAUAGGAAAUGCUCUUAAUUAAACAAAAUUUAAUGUAGUCUAUAUAUGCACUUGGUUUUAAUUUAUUUAUAUAUGUAUGUAUAUUAUAACUUGGUUAUGCCUUAUUAUUAACACAUUUAUUUUAUUUUGAUGAUGAAACUAUUCGUAUUCAACUAAAGCGAUAUAAUAAAAACAAAUUAGUCGUGUG